Molecule: messenger RNA, 1784 nt
Organism: Syngnathus typhle (broad-nosed pipefish)
Lineage: Eukaryota; Metazoa; Chordata; Actinopteri; Syngnathiformes; Syngnathidae
Gene: galns
Product: galactosamine (N-acetyl)-6-sulfatase
Exons: 14
Coding region: 51-1616 (521 amino acids)
Molecular function (GO): arylsulfatase activity; N-acetylgalactosamine-6-sulfatase activity
Source: RefSeq, a predicted model, not a curated record
CAAAGCGCACUUCCUGAAAGUUGGUGCUGAUCGCCAUUGCGGUGUUUGUUAUGUCUGCUACAGUUUUAGCUUUCUUGUGUACAUUAAUAUGUGUUUCCUGGUCCAAAAAGCUGGUAGAUGCGUCGCCACCGAACAUUAUUAUUAUGCUUAUGGAUGACAUGGGCUGGGGGGACCUGGGGGUUUUGGGCCAGCCCUCCAAAGAGACUCCUAACCUGGAUGCCAUGGCUGCACAGGGCAUGCUCCUGCCAAACUUCUACACUGCCAACCCUUUAUGUUCGCCCUCCAGAGCUGCACUACUGACAGGGAGGCUACCUGUCCGAAAUGGCUUCUACACCACUAAUGGCCAUGCCAGAAACGCAUACACUCCACAGGAGAUUGUGGGAGGAAUCUCCCAAGAUGAGAUUCUGUUACCUCAGAUGCUGAAAAAGAAAGGCUACAUCAGCAAGAUCGUUGGGAAAUGGCAUCUGGGCCACAGAGCGCAGCACCUCCCCAUGAAGAACGGAUUUGACGAGUGGUUCGGUGCCCCCAACUGCCAUUUCGGGCCCUACAACAACAGCGGGCGACCCAACGUCCCCGUCUACAACAACUCGGAGAUGGUCGGCAGAUACUACGAGGAGUUUCAAAUCGACCGAAAGACGGGAGAAUCCAACCUCACGCAGAUAUACUUGCAGGAAGGUCUCGACUUCAUCCGUCGCCAGAGUCUGGCCCGACAAGCCUUCUUCCUGUACUGGGCCGCUGACGCCACCCACGCCCCCGUCUACGCUUCCAGACGCUUCCUCGGGAAGAGCCGACGAGGCCGCUACGGCGAUGCGGUGAUGGAGCUGGACUACAGCCUCGGUCGGAUCCUGUCCACGCUGAGGAGUCUGGCCGUUGAAAACAGCACCUUUGUUUUCUUCACCUCAGACAAUGGAGCCGCUCUUACGUCCGGCCCGAACGAGAGUGGCAGUAACGGGCCUUUCCUCUGCGGGAAGGAGACCACCUACGAAGGAGGCAUGAGGGAGCCCGCCAUCGCCUGGUGGCCCGGACGCAUCGCGGCAGGCACGGUGAAUUUCCAGCUCGCCAACGUCAUGGACCUGUACACCACAAGUUUAUCCCUAGCCGGCAUCAGCCCGCCCGAUGAUCGAGCCCUGGAUGGAUUGGACCUGACGCCGGUUCUCCUCAACAGCUCGCAAGCACUGCAAAACAGGCCGAUCUUCUAUUACCGUGGCAACCAACUGAUGGCGCUCAGGCUUGGCCAGUACAAGGCCCACUACUGGACCUGGACCAACUCAUUGGAUGAGUUCGAAAAGGGCGUGAACUUCUGUCCGGGUCAGGAGGUCCCGGGUGUGACCACGCACGAGCAAAAGGAGCACACGAUGCAGCCUCUCAUUUUCCACCUGGGUCGAGAUCCCGGGGAGAAGUUCCCUCUCAGCGCGCUGUCAGAGGAAUACCAGGAUGCACUCAGCCGUAUCUCGCCAGUUGUGGAGCAACACAAGAAGACGCUGGUUGCGGGCAUCCCCCAGCUCAACAUGUGUGACCUUGCCGUCAUGAACUGGGCCCCAGCCGGCUGCGAGAAGUUAGGGAAGUGUCUCGACGGGCCCAAGUCGUCUCCGUGGAAGUGUGAAUGGCCGCACUGAAAAAAGCAGGAAGCCAAACUGGACCAUGUGCCUUACAGAAACAAAUGUGAAUCAGUAUUGUCUCGUUUUUAAUUUUUCAAAUGCACAACGGUUGAAUGCGACCACUCCCCGAAUAUCAUUUGUAGAAUUGCACAAUUGUCAUCAUUUCAAUGAAUUGCUUUAAAUGCG